AAGAUGUCAACAAAUGUCAUAUCCUAUUAAAUAUCCCCUUAUAAUAACCUCCCUAUAAUAAUCCUGUGUUACGGCGAAAUUCAGUUAAGCGAUUGUUUGCGAACCGCCAUGAUAGAAGAAGAAGAAGAAGAAUAUGUUUGUAAUCGCAUUCCCUGCUUGCAUAGCCGUCUGUAGAACCAACCAAGAAAACCUUGAUCACAUGGUGAGGGUUUGGUAGCUACAGUGCUGCCUUCAGGAAGUGCCUAGUCUUCAGAGUGGAUUUCGGUUUGGACUGUAUUUGUUCCUAAACAAAGUGCGAGUCAUUGCGCGGGGGCCGGUAAAGUAGGUUGAAGCGAUUGAUAGAUUUGUUGUAAUUUACGUCACAUUUAUUUGCUUUAUAUAUUCGGUAUAUAUAUUUUAAAAAAUGGGUCCUGGAUAAAGAUAAUUUUCGAGAAACACCGGAGUACGGGGUUUCGAUUGCAAGCAGGGAUGAGCAGAGGCCCGCGGCUGUUUCAUUAAGCUUAGCGAGGACUGUUGAAGUAACGUUACGGACUCACCGGCAUUGUGCCCAAAGACCCGGAGAACAUACUCCAAAAAUAUACACGUUUUGCCCCUUGAUUCUGUUUUGGGAGAGUUCUAACUUGUUACAUCGCCAAGAUAGCUGGACCGGGCAGAAAGCGGCACACCUCAGAACCAGACCCCAGCAGCAGCGACGCAGGCGACGGGCGUCCCGUGAGCGCUAAGUGCCUGAAGAUGGCCAGCAGCACUGAAUCAGGCCGGCGGAAUGGGGGUCAGCGCAGCGCCGAUGACACCACCAGUAAGAAGAAGCAGAAGGACAGGGCCAACCAAGAGAGCAGGGAGGCCAAGCGAGCAGCAGCAGCAGGGGACAAUGCAGAGCACAAGAAAGAUGUGUUUGUGGACUGGAAGCAGAAUGCGAAUGAGGUGACAGUGAGGCUGCGCUGUGGAGAGGGGGUUCAGAGUGUGGAGGACGUCACCACUACCUUCACUGACACAGACUGUCAGGCCUGCUUCCCAGAUGGGCGCCAGUGGGACUGUCACCUGCAUGAGGAGAUUGAGGGCUCCUGCAGCAAAGUGCAGUACAAAGAGAAGUACGGCUUCCUGCUUUUGGUCAUGCACAAGAAGAUCCCCUUUCACUCCUGGCCCUCCCUUAAGCAAACUAAAAAGGAGAAGGAGCCUGUGAACGUGCAAGCCAAGAACGGCAAAGAGCAGAAACCACCGCCUGUGGUAAAGCCAGAGAAAUCUGUUUCUGAGUCGUCAGACAAGCCCAAACUGUCCACCCAGCCGUCUGCUCCGCCGGCACAGAGCGAACAGAGACGUGGCAAAGUUGAGCGAGGUGUCAAACGCACCAUGAAGAACAAACCAGCAGCAGACAGACCAGAAUCUGGGGUGAAGGCUGCAGAAGAUGAGGAGACCAAGCCUCUCAGUAAAGGGGACCUGCUUCAGGAGCCUAGUGCCAAGCGCACCGUCUGUCCCUCCAAGGACCCUACUUCACAGACACCCAGGGAUACACACCCCAAGUCCACAGCCAAUGGGAAACCGCACACCCCUACUCCCACUGGCUGGGACCCCCAGAUGUAUACAGCUGGUGACAAUCGUGCUGAGAGGCUAGGCAACGGCCAUGAGUGUACAACACCCGAGAUAGCUGUCAGCCACACACAGCAGGAGAUGAAAGUUCAGCUGGAGAAGUCCCCAGAGUCUGAUUUCAAGGCUCGGGCAGGAGAGGAACGCAUACCGUCAGCCACUAUGUCCAGUGCUGUGAGCAGCCACAAGGCUGAAGACUCCACAAAUAGAACAGAGAGGCAAGGGGAGGCUGAGGCUGAGAGGACCGAAUCCUCUACUUUAGUGAGAAAGUCCAAGGAUGGGGCUGACCAGGCCACUCUAACACCAACCAGGCAGUCAGGAUCAGGAGAGCCUGUGACUGCAACACCAAGCAAGCAGGCAGAGUUCACCAGCAGUACAGAGGAGGAGAAGAAGGACCAGUCUAAAGAGGAACCUCUGGAGAUUAAGCAGCUGGAAGCAGUUCCAGAGCCAAUGGUGAACCUCAAUUUUGUGAAGAACGACUCGUACGAGAAAGGCACAGACCUAAUGGUGGUCAACGUUUACAUGAAGAGCAUCUGCAGAGAGACUGCCAGGGUGAUCUUCAGGGAACAGGACUUCACCCUCCUCUUCCAGACCAGUGACGCAAAUUUAUUGCGCCUUCAUGCGGACUGUGGAGCGAAUACAGUUUUUAAGUGGCAAGUCAAACUCAGGAACCUCAUCCAGCCUGAGCAGUCUACAUACUCCUUUACCCCGUCCCGGAUAGACAUCACUCUGAAGAAGAGACACAGCCAGCGCUGGGGGGGCCUAGAGGCCCCCGCUACACAAGGUGCAGUGGGGGGCGCCAAGGUUGCUGUGCCCUCCGGGCCGUCAUCUCAGACUAGUCAGCCGGGCAGCAGCCAGCACACCCUCCCUGCCAAGGAGGAGCCCCCCCGGGCAGAAGACGGAGGCCUGGACAAUGUGUCCGCCCGUACCGUCUCAGACCAUGCCCCUAUCAAACAGGAGCCUGCAGUCACGCCCAAGCCCACGUGUAUGGUCCAGCCCAUGACCCACGCGCCUCCUGCUGGCAGCGAGCGCAGUGUUGAGGAGGAGGAGGAAGAGAAGGUGUGUGUGCCAGGCUUCACAGGCCUGGUCAACCUGGGCAACACAUGCUUCAUGAACAGCGUCAUCCAGUCUCUGUCCAACACCCGUGAACUCAGGGACUACUUUCAUGACCGGGCGUUUGAAACUGAGAUCAACUGUAAUAACCCAUUGGGGACGGGUGGUCGGCUGGCCAUCGGGUUCGCUGUGUUGCUGCGGGCUCUGUGGAAGGGUACCCACCAUGCUUUCCAGCCCUCCAAGUUAAAGGCGAUCGUGGCCAGUAAGGCCAGCCAGUUCACAGGCUAUGCCCAGCACGAUGCCCAAGAGUUCAUGGCCUUCCUCCUGGAUGGUCUCCAUGAGGACCUGAACCGCAUCCAGAACAAGCCCUACACAGAGACGGUGGACUCAGACGGACGGCUGGACGAGGUGGGUGAAAUAGAGGUGGUGGCGGAGGAGGCGUGGCAGAGGCACAAGAUGAGGAACGAUUCGUUCAUUGUGGACCUCUUCCAGGGCCAGUACAAGUCCAAGCUUGUCUGCCCUAUGUGCUCCAAGGUUUCCAUAACUUUUGACCCCUUCCUCUACCUGCCCGUGCCCCUGCCUCAGAAGCAGAAGGUCCUCACCGUGUUCUACUUUGCUAAAGAGCCUCAUAAGAAACCCAUCAAGUUCCUGGUGAGUGUGAGUAAAGAGAACUCGAGCACAGCCGAGGUCCUGGAGUCAAUCUCUCGGAGUGUGAGGAUCAAGGCAGAGAACCUGAGACUGGCAGAGGUGGUGAAGAGUCGCUUCCACAGGAUUUUCCUCCCCUCCCACUCCCUGGACACGGUCUCCUCCUCAGACAUGCUCUUCUGCUUCGAGGUGCUAUCUAAAGAGCUGGCCAAGGAGAGGGUGGUGGUGCUCAGAGUCCAGCAGAGGCCUCAGGUCCCCAGUAUCCCCAUCUCGAAGUGUGCUGCCUGCCUGAAGCCUCCCCUCUCAGAGGAGGAGAAGCUGAAACGCUGCACCCGCUGCUACCGCGUGGGCUACUGCAAUCAGGCUUGCCAGAAAAAUCACUGGUCCAACCACAAGAGUCUGUGUCACCCCAACAUGGAGAACGUGGGGCUUCCUUUCCUGGUCAGCGUCCCCGAGUCCAGACUCACCUACGCCCGUCUGUCCCAGCUGCUGGAAGGAUACUCAAGGUAUUCAGUGAACGUGUUCCAGCCUCCCUUCCAGUCUGGCAGAACGUCCCCAGAGGGCACCCAGUGCCGUGUUGACCUCCCCCCUCCAGCAGAGACCCCUGAUGGUGUGGGGCCAGGGGAUGAAGCUAGGGGCGGUGGGGUGGGGGACUCUGAUCAGGAGAGCCCCUUUCUGGUCCCUGAGUCUCCAUUAGAAACAGCCCAGGCUUCAGCACACCCAGCCGGAGAUACAGACGCCCUCUCCACCCGCACCAUAGACUCUGGCUUCUCUGAGCCCUCCUCCUGUUCCCAGGACCCCGAGGGAGAGAAGGAGACCUCCUGUGAGAAGGCUGUCAGGCCAGAAGGUAAAGCUGCAGUUACAGGCUACCAGCAACCAUCAGAAUCUGCGUCCAGCCACGCUUCUCAGUUCUACAUCUCCAUCCUCGACUCCAACAGCAAGGAGCAGAAACUGGAGGAAAGGGAAGAGGCUGUUCUGGACCUCCCUGACGAAUCCACCCUGGCACUAGUGUGGAAGAACAACGAGCGUCUCAAGGAGUAUGUGCUGGUCCGGUCCAAGGAGCUGGACUUUAAGGAGGACCCUGGGUCGGUCAGUGAGACGGCCAGGGCUGGACACUUCACCCUGGAGCAGUGCCUUAACCUCUUCACUAGGCCUGAGGUGCUGGCACCAGAGGAGGCAUGGUACUGUCCAAAGUGCCAGCAGCACAGGGAAGCAUCCAAGCAGCUGCUGCUGUGGCGUCUGCCCAACGUCCUCAUCAUCCAGCUCAAGCGCUUCUCCUUCCGCAGCUUCAUCUGGAGGGACAAGAUCAACGACAUGGUCGACUUCCCUGUCAGGAACCUGGACCUCAGUAAGUUCUGUAUUGGUCAGAAGGAUGACAUGCAGCAGCCGCCAAUCUAUGACCUCUAUGCUGUCAUUAAUCACUACGGGGGUAUGAUCGGAGGUCACUACACAGCCUACGCACGCCUGCCCAGUGCCCAGAACAGCCAGCGCAGUGAUGUCGGCUGGCGUCUGUUUGAUGACAGCACAGUGACGACAGUUGAGGAGAACCAGGUGGUGACACGCUACGCCUACGUGCUGUUCUACCGCCGCCGCAACUCCCCCGUGGAACGACCACCUCGCUUCCUAGGGCCCCUCGGGGUCGAGUCCCCCACCGCUGCAGGAGCCACCGCCAGCCAGAAACCACCUGUUGCCGACCCCUGCCCCUGGAAGUCUGGCUGUGGUGAGGGGACUGUGCUUUAGAACCAAGCCUUUCCCAGAAGCUGACACAGGUUUCCGCCAUCGCAGGCCUCUCUAAUAUGGCAGGAACUGGAGGAGGAAGAAGAGGGUCUUGAAGAGGGCCCCCGGGGCCUGUUCCGCACCAGCCUGGGGAGAAGAGCAGCCAGGAGGAGGGAGGAGGAGGGGGUGGAGGGGCAGGUGCGACGGCGGCGCCAAAGGAUCUCAGAUUAUUCCGAUGAUGACUGCGUACGAUAUUUGGUCCUGGGCACCUUGGCUGCUCUGCUAGCGUUGUUCCUGGACCUGAUCUACCCCCUGCUCUACUGAGCCAACUGGGGCUAAGUGGCCAGUCUCACACCCCAUUACAUACACACCCCAAUACAGAUGCACAUGAAAGCUUAUACACUGAGAAAUUAAGUCAAAUUUAUUGCACUUUAAAUUGUCUAUGCCAUUAUUUAUAUCUUUUUUUAUUGUUUAGUAUUUGUAGAUGGCCAAUAAAUUAACAUUCUGCUAAACACUUUGAAAUUAAACGAAAGUAUACACAUGAUAUCCUUUAAUCAAUUCUAUGCAUCGUUAAAGAGAAACCGACUGAGCUGCUACUAGAAUUUGUUCUUAACUGACUUGCCUAGUUAAAUAAAGGUUCAAUUAAACAAAAUAGUUACUUUGCUCAGCAUGGCUUUGCCUAGUUGACAUUUUUUGUUGCGUACUGCAGUCCAUAAUUUAGGCCCUUCUAAACUACCCUAUAUUCCAUUUCAACAUACCAAAACAGGUCUCAACUGUACUCUCCCCUUUGUGUUCCUCCCAAGUCUCUCACCAUGUAGGUUUUUUUGUACUAAAAUAUGAAAUGCACAUUUAGAAAUGGAUAGGCCCAUCUUUUGCACAAGUAAUGCUGCUGAGAUGACUUGAAGGCUAUAGCGUUGAAGUACUACUGUAAUAAUAAGGGGUAGAACUGCACUCAGAAAUGUCCUCCUUAACAGCACCCUGGUCAUUGUAUGUUGGCGAUAUCUGCUUGCUUGUACAGUCAUGACUUUGUACUGUAGCCUGAAGACAGUUAACAUUGUGUUUUUGCCAUCUCAAUGAAUAGUGUUAUAGACUCACUAAGCGAUUAUAUGCCUUAGCUUUUUCCUGUUUGUCACGUUGCUGAUUAUUUUAGAUUUGAUGUAGUCAACAACUCUUAAUUCAGCAGGUUGGUUUAUUUCUGCCCAUUAAUUUGACUUAUCCCUGUCAUACUUGUAUUGGAACUGUUUUCUCUUUGUUUCACGAAAGCCAUUAAAGCAGAAGUAACCUUUUUAAUGUGCUGCUUUGCAUUACACUGGUGAAGUAGCUAGCUAUGUCCGAGCUUUAUGACUGUUUGAGAAGUGCACUAAUGUACAGUUUAAACAGUUCCUAGCUUAACAGGGAUUUAAUGACACUAGGACAGAGGCUGUCCGUCUCUCAAUAUAAGUUGCUCCAACGUUCAUGAUUAUCGGUGCUGCUGGUAUAUAGACUACGCCCUGUAACAGUGCUGUAGUGAUAUGUUCAAGUCUUAGGGAUUUCACAGUGCAUUCUGUCAUGUCUCUCCCUUGUAGGUGUGUUUUCAGAGCUGAGUCUAGUCACUAUAUCUGCUUUAAAUUCCCACUAUGUGUCCGGGCACAUAUACAUUGAUUUAUGCAACCGUGAUGGUAUGCAGUAUGUAUUUCAUCUCAUUCUUACAAUGAAUUAUACUGGCUGUAUUUUGAAAGAUGCAUCUUAAAAAUGUAAUCGCUGACAUGCAAAACAUUUUGAAAUAAAUACCAAAAGAUAUAGAUUUUAGGUAGAUUUUUCCUUUUAAGAGUGCUCUGUCAUUGGAAUAGUUGCUAUUAUUUAAAAAUUUGUUCAGGUACUUCAAUCUCAAUGAUGCUCCAAUAAACAAGCACUUCAAUUGUCAACCUUA
Oncorhynchus kisutch (coho salmon) is the source of this 6904-nucleotide messenger RNA. It is a transcript of the gene usp19, whose product is annotated as ubiquitin specific peptidase 19. Gene Ontology annotation, biological process: protein deubiquitination. The transcript is spliced from 25 exons. Gene Ontology annotation, molecular function: cysteine-type deubiquitinase activity. NCBI's taxonomy places the organism in Eukaryota, Metazoa, Chordata, Actinopteri, Salmoniformes, Salmonidae. The coding region runs from base 733 to 5019 and encodes 1428 amino acids. The record is from RefSeq and is a predicted model, not a curated record.